Hypanus sabinus (Atlantic stingray) is the source of this 1813-nucleotide messenger RNA. RefSeq names its product ubiquitin-conjugating enzyme E2H (UBC8 homolog, yeast) (gene ube2h). The transcript is spliced from 7 exons. Bases 395 to 946 code for a protein of 183 amino acids. Gene Ontology annotation, cellular component: nucleus. Gene Ontology annotation, molecular function: ubiquitin conjugating enzyme activity. Gene Ontology annotation, biological process: protein polyubiquitination; ubiquitin-dependent protein catabolic process. The record is from RefSeq and is a predicted model, not a curated record. Lineage: Eukaryota; Metazoa; Chordata; Chondrichthyes; Myliobatiformes; Dasyatidae.
GGCAGAGAGGGCGGGAGGGGAGGGGAGGAGAGGAGGUGCGGUGCGGUGCGGUGCGGAAGGGGAGGAGGAAGGGGUGGCGGUGCUGGUGCUGGUGCGAGGAGCGAGGCCAAAACAAACAGCCGCCAUCACAGCGCCCAUUGAAGUGAGCCGGAGACGGGCAGAGUGGAGCCGGACAAAGUGGCAUCGAGUGCAGAGUGGGGGACGCUCCCCGCCGGCCCGCGGCCUGAAUGAUCGUACCCGCCGAUUGACUCUCCCUUUCCACCGUGCCUCGAUUACACCUGAGAGAGUUUGGUGCUUUCCUGCGUGUUGUGCUCUCGGGGGUUCGGAGGAAGACAGGCCCAGGGAAGGAUUUAAAAGCCAACUCGCCUGCCGCCACCUCCUCAACAGCACGGACAUGUCAUCCCCAAGUCCUGGGAAGAGACGAAUGGACACCGAUGUGGUCAAACUUAUUGAAAGCAAGCAUGAAGUUACCAUACUCGGUGGGCUGAAUGAAUUUGUAGUCAAGUUUUAUGGACCACAAGGAACUCCCUAUGAAGGUGGUGUAUGGAAAGUUAGAGUGGACCUACCAGACAAAUAUCCUUUCAAAUCUCCUUCCAUAGGGUUCAUGAAUAAAAUUUUCCAUCCAAACAUUGAUGAAGCGUCAGGAACUGUAUGCCUAGAUGUAAUUAACCAGACAUGGACAGCCCUUUAUGAUCUCACCAAUAUAUUCGAGUCGUUCCUCCCCCAGCUUCUGGCCUACCCAAAUCCAAUUGACCCUCUCAAUGGAGAUGCCGCAGCGAUGUACCUCCAUCGACCAGAAGAGUAUAAACAGAAAAUAAAAGAAUACAUCCAGAAAUACGCAACAGAGGAGGCACUAAAGGAACAAGAGGAAGGAGCUGGUGAAAGUUCAUCAGAGAGUUCCAUGUCUGACUUCUCCGAAGAUGAAGCCCAGGAUAUGGAAUUGUAGUAGUGUCCCCAACCUCUUUCAAAGAGACAGACUAUAUAAUUUCCUAACCAUUGAAAAGCAGACUAUAAUAUUCAUAUUUAAAAACAAAAGAGCAAUUUUUUUUUAUUACUAAAACCAGGUUUUUAUGGAUAGCAUUGGUAUAUUAUUGCCCUGGAUUUUUUUUCUCUCCUUGGUCAUUGCUCCAACUUGAGGUGCAUCUUACCCCACAUUCCAAUGGUAGCUAUGUGAGGCCCAAAUGCAUGUUAUCACAUAACCUUGGUAUUCCUAACUCAUAAGUAUUUUGGCCCCCAAAUGGAAGAGAGCAAGAAAAAGAGAGCGGCGGAUUGGUGAGAUCAGGAUAUCAAGCAAGCAAGAACAACUGCUUACCCUGUCUGUAUCUUGACCAGAAAAGCAGCACUAGAGAGAACAAAGUUUCAGUGAAAUCGAAGCACAAUGGAAGGUUUACUAGGCAGAAGAAAAACUAAUUUUAUUUGCUCUGCAUGUUUUUUGUUUCUGUUUUUCCUCGUGAAUAAAAUUGGACGUACAGAUUACAACAUCCUUUUUUUAUUGUGGCAUGAUAUGGAAGAAUACAACUUGUUUAGGACUUUGGUUCGUAAAGCAGAUUUAAUUAUAAAACAAAACCUAGUGUUUGUGGCUUAACCUGAAGGAUAGUAUUAAGUAAUUACUAGGUAGUGGUGAACUUGAUUACUCUAAUUAGCACGUUGUAUUAUUAUUGGGGGAAUACUUGCCAGCACCCUAUCUUGCGAUAUAGAUUUUUUUUAAAUGCCUAUUGCUAUGUGCUGACUUAUACCUGUUUGACUUAUUUAGGGUUAGUUAGUAUGCUCGCUGGUGAUUUCAAAAUAAAAAAAAUGUAUAUUUUCAUUGUUA